Messenger RNA from Marmota monax (woodchuck), 5161 nucleotides. It is a transcript of the gene Kcna6, whose product is annotated as potassium voltage-gated channel subfamily A member 6. Gene Ontology annotation, biological process: potassium ion transmembrane transport; protein homooligomerization. The transcript has 2 exons. The record is from RefSeq and is a predicted model, not a curated record. Gene Ontology annotation, cellular component: voltage-gated potassium channel complex; membrane. Gene Ontology annotation, molecular function: protein binding; delayed rectifier potassium channel activity. The coding region runs from base 8 to 1600 and encodes 530 amino acids. Lineage: Eukaryota; Metazoa; Chordata; Mammalia; Rodentia; Sciuridae.
AGAGGACAUGAGAUCGGAGAAAUCCCUUACGCUGGCGGCGCCGGGGGAGGUCCGUGGGCCGGAGGGGGAGCAACAGGAUGCCGGAGACUUCCCGGAGGCCGCUGGCGGCGGGGGCUGCUGUAGUAGCGAGCGGCUGGUGAUCAAUAUCUCCGGGCUGCGCUUUGAGACACAACUGCGCACCCUGUCGCUAUUUCCUGACACGCUGCUUGGGGACCCUGGCCGCCGAGUCCGCUUCUUUGACCCACUGAGGAAUGAAUACUUCUUCGACCGCAACCGGCCCAGCUUCGAUGCCAUCCUGUACUACUACCAGUCGGGGGGCCGCCUGCGGAGGCCGGUCAACGUGCCCCUCGACAUCUUCAUGGAGGAGAUUCGCUUCUAUCAACUGGGGGAUGAAGCCUUGGCGGCCUUCCGGGAGGAUGAGGGCUGUCUGCCCGAAGGUGGAGAGGACGAGAAGCCGCUACCCUCCCAGCCCUUCCAGCGCCAGGUUUGGCUUCUUUUUGAGUAUCCUGAGAGCUCCGGGCCCGCCAGAGGCAUCGCUAUUGUCUCCGUAUUGGUCAUUCUCAUCUCCAUCGUCAUCUUUUGCCUGGAGACCUUGCCCCAGUUUCGUGCAGAUGGUCGCAGUGGAAGCAAUGAUGGUGGUGUGAGCCGAGUCUCCCCAGUUUCCAGGGGAAGUCAGGAGGAGGAGGAAGAGGAAGAUGAUUCCUAUACAUUUCACCCGGGCAUCACCUCUGGGGGAAUGGGGACAGGAGGUUCGUCCUCACUCAGUACUCUUGGGGGCUCCUUCUUCACAGAUCCCUUCUUUCUGGUGGAGACUCUCUGCAUUGUUUGGUUCACUUUUGAGCUCCUGGUGCGCUUUUCUGCCUGCCCCAGCAAGCCGGCCUUCUUCCGCAACAUCAUGAACAUCAUUGACUUGGUGGCCAUCUUCCCCUACUUCAUCACCCUGGGCACUGAAUUAGUGCAGCAGCAGGAGCAGCAGCCAGCCAGUGGAGGGGGUGGCCAGAAUGGGCAGCAGGCCAUGUCCCUGGCCAUCCUCAGGGUGAUUCGCUUGGUCCGGGUGUUCCGCAUCUUCAAGCUCUCCCGCCAUUCCAAAGGGCUGCAGAUCCUGGGGAAGACCUUGCAGGCCUCCAUGAGGGAGCUGGGCCUGCUCAUCUUCUUCCUCUUCAUUGGAGUCAUCCUCUUUUCCAGUGCCGUCUACUUUGCAGAGGCUGAUGAUGAUGAUUCACUCUUCCCCAGCAUCCCAGAUGCCUUCUGGUGGGCAGUGGUUACAAUGACCACAGUGGGUUAUGGAGAUAUGUACCCCAUGACUGUCGGGGGCAAGAUCGUGGGCUCUCUGUGCGCCAUCGCUGGGGUCCUCACCAUUGCCCUGCCUGUGCCAGUCAUCGUUUCCAACUUCAACUACUUCUACCACCGGGAGACAGAGCAGGAGGAGCAAGGCCAGUAUACCCACGUCACUUGUGGGCAGCCUACACCAGACCUGAAGGCAACUGACAAUGGACUUGGCAAGCCGGACUUCUCUGAGGCCCCCCGGGAACGGAGGCCCAGCUACCUUCCCACUCCACAUCGGGCAUUUGCAGAGAAAAGGAUGCUCACAGAGGUUUGACCCAGGCGGGCAGAGACUACAUGAGAAGGGUGUACUAAGUGAACUAACUCUUAGGCUUCUUUCUCAUCCUCACAACUCUCACCCUAGAUCCAGCUGACCUCUUGACUCCCUCUCCCUACACCCAGUACAUGGCAACCAGGACCAAAUACCUGGACUGUCAACCUUGUUGCUUGACCUGAACAGCAUUCAAGGUUUAUCCAUCUAAGUGACAUUUUUGAAAUUGCAACGGUGCCACCCAAUCAUGUCCAUCUUCUGUCACGUGGAUGAGAUAUACUGUUCUGUCUGACCUUCCCUCAAGACUCUGAUUUUUCCUGUCUGGAACUUGUCUUAUCUUUAGGAGCAGAAACAUUAAUAGGAUGGAAAUCAGCCAUACUUGAGUCCUAUUACUCUCCUUAUUGUCCUUUGCUUUGGGGGGCAUGUACCUGUCUUAGCUUCUUGAUAACUGGUGGAAGCUGGAAGAUGGAAACAAUACUCAAUGUGCUGUUUCAUUCCAUGAACUGUAACACCUGCUGGUCAUCCUGCAGAGCACCCUCUAUACAGAUUUAGUUAUACAGCCUCAAAAUAUGUUAUCCAUUUCUAAUCUUGGAUGGAAUGAAAGAAAAUGCAAUUAAAGUGGAUGAUCUGGAGGACAUGAGGGUCAGUCCUGGACCAAGGGGCCAAAGGAUUCUCCCAGCUGUGAUCUGGUAUAGGAAACACUGGUCUUUGGUCUGCAUUUAGUCCUCCCCACUCUUAUCCCUGACUCUCUCUUGAGCUUCCAGGAAGGUUCCUUCUCAGAGCCAAAUACUCUUUUUGUGCAAGUGCCUUCCUGUGCAGAGGAACUGGAAACAGGACCUACAGAACCAGGAGAAAUGGCUGAAUAUAGUCAAGCAACUGGCUUGAUCACAAACCAGAAGCAAGGUACCACUAAGCAGAGAUUGUCAUUUUGGAGGGGCAGAGUAAUCUUGUUGCAGAUGUCAGGUUUUUUUCUCCCUCAUUUCACCAGAACCCUCUCUGGCUUUCCACUCUUCUUCCUGGGAAUUUGACUUAGGAUUUCAGGUGAAGGCUUUCUAAAGCAACCCCAGCUCAAAUCUGUAGACAGGUGAAAACACAUACUGAUUGCCAGUUUCUUCUCAUUUUAUGGGUAAUGACAUAUGUGGCUUAGGUUAAGGAACAAGCAUUAUUCCUUUGCUGACACUGGUAGGGGUUUUUGCUGAGUCAAGCAAACAUUCACCUGCUCGGCCCCCUGGAGCUGUAUCUGGCCUGCUCAAACUGGUAAGGUAAUCUGGCUGUUUCCCACCUGGACUCAGCCAUCCUCUUCCAUUGUGAAACUACUGCCAUCCAUCCCACCUGCCCACUUCCCUCUUUUCUCCCCGGUCACUUUACCCUUUGUUUCUUGCCUUUGAUAAACUGUGAUGUACUGUUUGAAUCUCUUCUGGGUGCAGUUCUGAAACUGAAAGGACUGUUACAAUGCUUUUAAUUUUAUAACUAUGCUUUAAGACUCUUAGAUGAAAAUUUUUAAAAAAUAAAAAUUCCCGAAGAGCAACUUCUGAGGGAUAGCCUUUGAGGGUUUGCUUGAGAGGCAGUGUAGCUUCUGUGAGUGCCAGACUGAAAUCUGGAUUUUGCCACAGCUUUACAGGGUAGCUUUGGCACCACAGUCCCUCUUUGUGCCUCAGUUUCCCCCCAUUAAAUGGGAACAUUAAUGUCUUCCCCUCCCUACCUCAUGGUGAAUGUCAAUGAGCUCAUCUGGGAAGCUGGGGAAGACACUAUGCACAUAUGUGAAUUAUAGUCGUUGAUUUGAUUUUUAGUUCAUUACCCUGUCUCCCCACCUCCCAGAAGUAAGACCCCCCCCCCAGAUUUUCUGCCUUGGAACCAAAACCCAAGAAUAGCCAUUCAUUAUGAGCUCUUCACUUCCUAAAUCCUUCCCUGGGCUCUUGGGCUGCGCCUCAGUCUUUUUUCUUACCCUUCCGAAUGGAGAAUCAUCUUUAGACAGGCUGGGUAGAUCCUUUUUAGGGCUGGAGGUCACCUUGCCUAGGAGAUUGGCUUCCUUAAACCUGAAACAUAGUAGGAGACAAAGGUGUUUAUGAUUCAGAAACCUGUUCCAAGGUCAGGAAGUGCUAUUUUUCCAAAUCUCUUCUGUUACUCCUGGCUAUUUGGGAAAAGAAGGGCCCAUGUCAGUAGCUAAAGGGAUGCCCCCUGUUGGGACAUGUAUGCAUGUAUCUGUAGAUAUGUGUAUGUGAUCAUGCUCAUCAUCAUCCCUGAGCAAACAUUGCCUUUUCAAAUCAGAGCAUGCCUGAAAGUAAAAGGUUUGUGGAGAGCUGGGAUCUCUAGGGACUCUGGUUGCCGUAGCAACCUUCCAGACUGUUCUCUCAGUCUUCUGAUUCGGGCAUCAAGGGAGAACAGACUACAUAUUCCCAGCUUCUCAAAUGGGAGCACCUUCUACUAUUGGUUUAGGGGCAGGUAGAGCCAGGACAGGGACACAGGACCUUGGAAAAUGUGGAGGAAACUAAACUUCUUGAACUUCCUCCUUGGAUUCUUCCUGGUUUCCCCUACCCAGUCCUUGAAGCUGCCUCAUCUUACCCCUGAGUCUUCAGAAACUUGAAUGCUUAGCAGCUGCCCAGUUAAACCAACAUCAAUGUUAUGCUUUUAAAAAUGACCAGGGGAGCCCUCAGAAUGGACAGUGUGUUCCUCCAGAAGCAGCCAGGCUGGGCUUUGCUGAGAACAGUCCUAGCCUUAGGUGUCAUGGAGUUCUCAUCUCCUAAGACAGAGGAUCUUCCCAGCUCUAAGAGAGACUGAGAGAAAUGAAGCCCCUUCUUCUCGGGGAGUAGUCGAGCUCCUGGGAGGGAUCUCACAGUUCUUCUUGAGACAUGGAAGAAAACCCGAAAGACUGUGGCCCAAUCUAGUUUCUGUGAAGGAUUUUGUCCAAUGGCCCCUCUCUGACUGUGAGUCUCUUUAUGUGGAUGUCGUGACCUGAGCAUCAGGAGAAUACGCACUGUGUGUUGCUGGCCCAGCUGGGAUGGGGACUCCCAGCUGUCAGGAAAGGUGGACUCUUUAUACCAAGCCAUCUUUAUACCUGACUGGAGCCGACAGGGGCUCCCAGAGGACUUCCUGGGACUGUCAGCCUCAGCCUGGACUGAGGGAUACUCCUUCUGCCCGAGAGCGUCCCUGAGGAGUGAGGAGGGACAGCUGGCUGUCUUUGUACCUGAGGGAAAAUGUGGGCACGGUGGUCCUGGAAAGGAGACUGAUGCAUACAUUUGUGGUAGUGGCUGAACAGAGAAGACCUGAACCCUCAACUUCCCUGGAAGACGAGACCCUUCCUUGGAUGACCCUGCCUGAUGGCCCUCGGGAGGCCUUGCACAAGCAGCAACCAGGACAGAAAAACUUGAGAUCGGACCCCCUGGAGUCAAAGAGGGGGCCCAGAAGGUUGGGGUGAGGCUGUUAGGAGAAGGGUAAAAGCUGGUGGUGUGGUCAAAAGAGACAAGGUAUGGGGAGGACUGGAGAUUCCAGAAAGUGCAUGGCAGAGCCGCAGACCCACCCAGGAGCAGGUGGCUGUGGAAAAGUAACAAAUAAAUAAAUGGCAGAGUC